This is a messenger RNA of Phlebotomus papatasi, 2179 nucleotides long. It is a transcript of the gene eEF1alpha1, whose product is annotated as elongation factor 1-alpha. The record is from RefSeq and is a predicted model, not a curated record. NCBI's taxonomy places the organism in Eukaryota, Metazoa, Arthropoda, Insecta, Diptera, Psychodidae. Gene Ontology annotation, molecular function: GTP binding; GTPase activity; translation elongation factor activity. The coding region runs from base 134 to 1525 and encodes 463 amino acids. Gene Ontology annotation, biological process: translational elongation; translation. The transcript is spliced from 3 exons.
UUUCUUGAAAAUUGAUUUACUCGGACGAAUCGAGAACCGAGUCUCGUUCACUUUCCCCGAGUCUGUUCGCCGAACAACACGUACAAGUUUUGUUCUCUCGCGAUUGAGCUGAAAUUAUAACACUCCGUGAAAAAUGGGUAAAGAGAAGAUCCAUAUUAACAUUGUGGUGAUUGGACACGUCGAUUCCGGCAAGUCCACAACCACGGGACAUCUCAUCUACAAAUGCGGUGGCAUUGACAAGCGUACGAUUGAGAAGUUCGAGAAGGAGGCCCAGGAGAUGGGCAAGGGAUCGUUCAAGUAUGCCUGGGUGCUGGACAAACUCAAGGCUGAACGUGAGCGUGGUAUCACCAUUGAUAUUGCUCUGUGGAAAUUUGAGACAGCCAAGUACUAUGUCACGAUCAUCGAUGCUCCUGGUCACAGGGAUUUCAUCAAGAACAUGAUUACGGGCACAUCCCAGGCUGAUUGUGCUGUGUUGAUUGUUGCAGCUGGUACAGGUGAAUUUGAAGCUGGUAUCUCGAAGAAUGGGCAGACGCGUGAGCAUGCUCUGUUGGCCUUCACGCUGGGUGUGAAGCAGCUGAUUGUGGGUGUGAACAAGAUGGAUUCCACUGAGCCACCAUUCAGUGAGAAUCGUUUUGAGGAGAUCAAGAAGGAGGUGUCGUCCUACAUCAAGAAGAUCGGUUACAAUCCGGCUGCUGUGGCCUUUGUGCCAAUUUCCGGAUGGCACGGAGAUAACAUGCUGGAGGCUUCCACAAAUAUGCCCUGGUUCAAGGGAUGGGCCAUUGAGAGGAAAGAGGGCAAGGCUGAUGGUAAGACAUUGAUUGAUGCUCUGGAUGCCAUCUUGCCACCAGCUCGUCCUACCGAUAAGCCCCUGCGUCUCCCACUCCAGGAUGUCUACAAAAUUGGUGGAAUUGGAACUGUACCCGUUGGCCGAGUCGAGACUGGAGUCCUCAAACCAGGUACUGUGGUGACUUUCGCUCCUGCCAAUCUGACCACUGAAGUGAAAUCCGUUGAGAUGCACCACGAAGCCCUGCAGGAGGCUGUUCCCGGUGACAAUGUCGGUUUCAACGUGAAGAACGUUUCGGUGAAGGAAUUGCGUCGUGGCUAUGUUGCUGGUGAUUCCAAGAAUAACCCACCCAAGGGAGCUGCUGACUUCACCGCCCAGGUGAUUGUCCUGAAUCAUCCUGGCCAGAUUGCCAAUGGAUACACUCCAGUUUUGGAUUGUCACACGGCUCACAUUGCAUGCAAAUUUGCCGAGAUCAAGGAAAAGGUGGACCGUCGUUCUGGCAAGACCACCGAAGACAAUCCCAAGGCUAUUAAGUCUGGUGAUGCUGCAAUUGUCAACCUCGUCCCAUCCAAGCCACUGUGCGUGGAGAGUUUCCAGGAGUUCCCGCCACUGGGGCGCUUUGCUGUCCGUGACAUGAGGCAGACCGUGGCCGUGGGUGUGAUUAAGGCGGUUAAUUUCAAGGAUGCCACCGGAGGCAAAGUCACCAAGGCUGCCGAGAAGGCUGCCAAGGCCAAGAAGUAGCUAGCCCGAAGUCACCAACUCCAGCAACAACAACAACAACAUCAGUUGACGAUGCAGCAGCCAGAAGAAGAAAAAGAAGAAGAAAAUUGCACGAUAGCCACAAAAGCGUCAGGACGUCUCGCCCCAGUUGCUCCGCAUCGGCCUUCUGGAUUGUCCCGGGAGGUGGAUGGGGGGAAACUGUGGGCAGGGGCUGCUGAUGCUGUGUCUCCAUGGUGGCUCAGACUCAAGCACCAUACUUUCCAUCGCAAAGAGUUUCGGCGAAAAGCAACAAGGGCUACACUUUCAUUCCUUUCUUACACUCAGAUAUAACACACAAAUGAAAAACAAAAGAAAAAGCAUAUAAAAACAGAAAUGAAAUAGAAAAAAAACAGCAUCUUUAUAUAUUUUAUAUGAAAAAAAAAACUUUUAUUUCACUCAGAAAAAAAAACUUCCCCACAAUUUAACCCUGCAAAAAAUUUCUCUAAACUUCAUUUUUCGUUUAAUUAUUUUUGGAGAAUUGUUUUUAUCAGAGAAAAAAAAUUACUUAUAAUCUUGUGAAAUAUUUAAAAAUAAAAAGAAUAAACAAGGAAUUUUGGACUGGAAAGGCAAAAAUCUCACCAUGUCUUUAAUGUAAAAGUGGUGUUUAAAAAAAAAUAAAUUGGAGGCGCCCACAAA